Molecule: messenger RNA, 693 nt
Organism: Histoplasma capsulatum G186AR
Lineage: Eukaryota; Fungi; Ascomycota; Eurotiomycetes; Onygenales; Ajellomycetaceae
Exons: 4
Coding region: 1-693 (230 amino acids)
Source: RefSeq, a predicted model, not a curated record
AUGCCCUUCGACUUGGCCAACGAAGCAGGGUACCAACCUCCGUUCCCAAAAAUAGCUGAUAACUUGUCAUCGCCCUUGGGAACAAAGACCCCCACAUCACAACCCACUUAUCUAUGCCUAAUCCGGGCACUUCCAAGCCUCAGAUGUGCCCCCACGGUGCUACUGCUUACAAGUUACACUGCACAGUCUGACGACUCCUCACGUAGUCCUCAGGUAGCAAUCAAUCAUAAAAAUCGAGGACGCGGUAAGAUUUCGCGACCAGAGAAUAUACAUCAGGAUAGUGGGGAUGUGACCGCGGGAAUGCUUAUCUCCGAAAUCACACAACAGACAUUUUCUCAGUCCGCGGGACAAACUGGAAAUGACGAGAAGAAAGGAGAGAAAAUUCCCAUAAACCGUGUCAAGAGCCGGUUAUCCAAUUUUCAAUUUGUCCGUGAUGAUAAUAAUGAUAAGAAUCAUCGGCCACAAAGUUUGCCUCAAACUCUGGAGAUCCUAAAGUCAAUCGAUGAACAGAAACAAAGAAAACGAAGUUCGGGAUUGAAACUUGAUCUGACUCCAUCUAAGGAGGGGUUCCUGUCCCAGAACACAAACAGGUCCCAAGAAUCGGCCAUUUUCUCCCGUUUUGAAAGGUUUUUCGCAGACUUGGAAACCAUCGAUUCUAUAUCACAUUCUCCAAUUCUUGACGCCUGUGGCUGA